Messenger RNA from Staurois parvus, 346 nucleotides. Lineage: Eukaryota; Metazoa; Chordata; Amphibia; Anura; Ranidae. The record is from the annotation of a GenBank genome assembly.
CACUGAUUGGCAGCACUGAUAGGUGGCACUGACUGGCAUUGAUAGGUGGCACUGACUGGCACUGAUGAUGGGUGACACUAAAAGGCAGCUCAGAUGGGCACUGAUAUGUGGCAUUGAUGUGGCACUGAUGGGCACUGAAAUGUGGCACUGAUGUGGCACUGAUGGACACUGGCAGGUGGCAUGGAUGAGCACAGAGCUGGUACUGAUGGACACUGACAGGUGGCACUGCUGGGGCUACACAGAUCAUCAGGGCACACUGAUCAUCACUGUCAGCGUGACAGCUCGUGAGGAGAGAAAUGCUGAUAACCGGAACUUCCCUGUUUACAUGUGAUCAGCUGUGAUUGGA